AUGGCCGAAAUACCCACCGCCACCGCUCCCUCUCGUCUUCAAAACGUCGAAGAGCACCUCCAGAAAUCUUCGGAUCCUCAAACAGGCAACAGCAACGGUAUCGGCCAUGUCCAUCUGAAUAGCGGCGGGACCCAGAAUGCGAACGCGAACGCGAAUAGGACGACGAAGACGCAGGAGCAUCAGAACGGCGAGUUCUCGAUUGAUGAUUAUAGAAGGAUGAAGGUCGUUUGUAUCGGGGCUGGGUAUAGUGGGAUUGUCGCUGGUAUACGGUUCCAGCAGCGUAUUCCGAAUAUCGAUUUUACGAUAUAUGAGAAACAGGCGGGAGUGGGCGGGACGUGGUUCGCGAAUCGAUAUCCUGGGUUGGCAUGUGAUAUUCCUUCGCAUUGUUAUCAGCUUACCUUUGAAGAGAAUUCCCAAUGGUCAGCCUUCUACGCCCCCGGCCCUGAAAUCCUCGCCUACCUCCGCGGCGUCGUCGACAAAUACAAACUCAUGAAACACAUCCGUCUCCAACACGAGCUCGUCUCCGCGCGCUGGGACGAGAAUGCCGCGAAGUGGAUCUUAAAGAUUCGGAGGCCGGUGGUCACAUCGUCGCCACCUGAUGGCAGGAAUGGCAUAGACGGUCACAGUGAGACAAACGGUGUACAUGAAGGGAUACGAGUGGAGUACGAAGAAUUCGAAGAUACAGCGGACGUCCUCUUUCUCGGCACAGGCGUCCUCAGCCGCUGGGCCUGGCCCGCCAUCGAAGGUCUACACUCAUUCAAAGGCAAAUUACUGCAUAGCGCGCAGUGGGAUGUGCAUGCGGAGGGGGAGACGUGGCAGGAGGGCGUUAAAGACUGGGGGGACAAGAAUGUUGGGGUUAUUGGGCUGGGUUCCUCGGCGAUUCAGAUCGUUCCUGCGUUGCAACCGAAAGUCAAGCGUCUGACGAACUUCGUGAAAGGAAAGACGUGGAUAUCGGCAUCCUUUGCGGAGGCGAAACUCUGGGAGCUACUCAAGCGAGAGCCUCAAGUGGGGAAUUUCAAGUUCACACAGGAGGAUCUGGAGUCGUUCAAGGAUCCGGAGUAUUAUAAACGGUUCAGACAUGAUUUGGAGGCUGAUUUGAACUCGAGCCAUGCGGUUGGAAAGCGAGACUCGGAGGCUCAAAGGGGAGCUGUGGUGCUUUUCAAAGAAGUGAUGAGGAAGAAACUGGCCAAGAAACCUUGGAUCGCCGAUUAUAUCAUUCCCGUCUUCGGUGUCGGAUGUCGGAGGUUGACACCAGGACCAGGGUUCCUCGAGUCUCUAUGCGAAGACAACGUCGACUUGGAGACGACCCCGAUCAAACGCAUAACGCCCACCGGCAUCGAACUCACCUCCUCCACCCACAUCCCGCUCGACGUUCUCAUCUGCGCCACAGGCUUCGACACAUCCUACCACCUCCCCUUCACCAUCACCGGCCGCAACAACCUCUCGCUCCUCUCCCGCUGGACGCCGCACGCCGAAUCGUACUUAUCCCUCGCGGUGGACGGGUUCCCGAACAUGUUUCUCAGUCUGGGGCCGAAUUCGAGUUUGAAUUCUGGAAGUUUAUUGGUGUUGAUUGAGAAGCAGGUGGAUUAUGCGGUGGAGUGUGUGAGGAAGCUCCAGAGGGAGAGGUUGAGGAGUAUGGAGGUGAAAAGGGAGGCGGUGAUGGAUUAUGACGAGUAUGUUCGGGCGUACUUCCCAAAGACGGUGUACACCGACCAAUGCAACUCGUGGUAUAAAAGCCCAGACGGCGCCAUCACAGGAUUAUGGCCCGGUUCCGGCCUCCAUGGCGUCGUCGCACUCUCAAAUCCUCGCUGGGAAGACUUCGACUACGAACGGCUCGACCGCGAACGCACGAAGAACCGGUUCUUCUGGCUUGGGGAUGGUGAGACAGAGAACGAGAAGUAUAUUAAGGGAGAUCGGGCAUGGUAUUUGAAUGAUGAGCAUGUCGAUAGACCGCCUGGUACGUCGCUUUAG
Molecule: messenger RNA, 1971 nt
Organism: Stereum hirsutum FP-91666 SS1
Lineage: Eukaryota; Fungi; Basidiomycota; Agaricomycetes; Russulales; Stereaceae
Product: FAD/NAD-P-binding domain-containing protein
Exons: 13
Coding region: 1-1971 (656 amino acids)
Source: RefSeq, a predicted model, not a curated record